AUGGAUAAAAGGAAGAAAGGCUCAACUGAAUUAAGGCUUAUGGUGGUUGGUAGCAGUGGACCAUCUCAGUUCCAACUAACCAAUGCCAUACUUGGGAGAGAGGAGUUUCCUAAGGAUAUCACCAGCAUUUCUGGCAGCAUGAAGAAUUCUGGAGAGCUGGCUGGUAGACGAGUGGCCGUGGUUAAUGGACCAAGCAUCUAUGACAAGGAUAUUUCUCAAGCAAAGAGAAAGAUGGAGCUGAGGAGGUCAAAGUGCUUGUGCAUCCCUGGUCCCCAUGCUUUUCUUGUUGCCUUUGACAUAGAGAAUAUUUCCCCGAAUGAUAUAAAAACUCCCAGACUGAUGAAGGAACGCUUUGGGUGUCACUGUCUGAGGCACUGCAUGGUCCUCCUGGCCACUGAAGGACAUCUGGAGGACGCUGUGUUGGAAGACAAGGUGCUGAAGACCAACUGGCACCUGAAAGAACUUAUCCAAAAGUACGGAGGACGCUUUCAUACUUUCAGCAAGAAUUGGAGAGAUCGCAGCCAGGACCAAGCACUCCUGCAGAAGAUAGAGUGGCUGGUGGCCUCGUUAGGAGGAGGUUGCUUCUCAAGCAGAACCUUCCAGACGGCAGAGGACUAUGUGAAGAAGGAGGAGAAGAAGCUCAGAAAGCAGAGGGCGGCAGAGAUAGAGAAGGCAUGGAAUGAGAUGGAGAAGCAGUACAUAGCAGAGGAGCUGUAUCAUCAAAAAGAUGCCUACACAACCAGUGUUGGUGCUGAGAUAAGAGCUAAGGCAGAGAUGGACAAUGAGUGGCUCAGAACCUCUCUGGCCAGAGGACUGGGGACAGGGUUUGUUGUGGGAGCUGUUCUGGGAGCGUUGGUUGGGUCUGUAGAGGGUCCAGGAGGAAUGGUUCUUUAUGGGAUCAUAGGUGGUGCAGUUGGAGGAUCAGCAGGAGGAACAGCCCAGGUAGCUAUAAAGCACAUGGAAGACAGAGUGGCUCCACCUGCCCGACUCAACUUCAACUCAAUCUUUAUCAACCGCUUCUUCGCAGCUCCUCGACCAUGAUGAUGAGACACUCACUUUUUAUCUGUUAGUCAAAAAGAUAGUAAUCUUGGUAUCUCAUUGUUGAUUAUGUAGUUUCAGAAGAUAAAGUAAUGGACGAUUCCUAAACAUGAUUACCACGCAUACUCCUUUGAAUUUGAUCUUUUUUGGAUAGUCAAAAAC
Messenger RNA from Solea solea (common sole), 1200 nucleotides. Its product is annotated as GTPase IMAP family member 4. Gene Ontology annotation, molecular function: GTP binding. The coding region runs from base 1 to 1041 and encodes 346 amino acids. NCBI's taxonomy places the organism in Eukaryota, Metazoa, Chordata, Actinopteri, Pleuronectiformes, Soleidae. The record is from RefSeq and is a predicted model, not a curated record. The transcript has 2 exons.